Molecule: messenger RNA, 1605 nt
Organism: Homarus americanus (American lobster)
Lineage: Eukaryota; Metazoa; Arthropoda; Malacostraca; Decapoda; Nephropidae
Product: procollagen-lysine,2-oxoglutarate 5-dioxygenase 2-like
Exons: 11
Coding region: 1-1590 (529 amino acids)
Biological process (GO): peptidyl-lysine hydroxylation
Cellular component (GO): endoplasmic reticulum
Molecular function (GO): procollagen-lysine 5-dioxygenase activity
Source: RefSeq, a predicted model, not a curated record
AUGCGGUCCCUCCAUGUUUAUGGUCUCACUGUCAAGAAUGGAAGUGACAUCAACUGUGAGGACCCUUUCCACCCUGCGCUCUCCACCUAUGCUGAGAACUGCCAGGUACCCAAGGAGCGUCACAUCGGCCAGUUUCCCGCUAACUUCUGCGUCAAGAUCAUCGGCACUUCCGCUGCCAGGGGAGAGUCACUCAUGAUCAGGACUUGUGUGCUAGAGAACAUGGACUCCCAGUGUGGUGUCUUCAAGUUUGGUGGUGAACAACUGACGGGAUGUAUACUGACGUGCAAACAUGACGGUUUUUAUCUUUACAGCUAUGAUGCAAUCUUCACAGCUGGCAAGGAAGUUAUAUUGGAACGGUUUGACAACCUUGAUGCACGGGUUGUGUUUGCUGCAGAAGACUUUUGCUGGCCAGACAAAACUCUUGCUUCACAGUAUCCACGUGUUUUCUUUGGCUACAAAUAUCUCAACUCUGGGGGAAUCAUUGCAUAUGCUCCAGAACUCUACAAGAUCACAUCUUUAUAUAAGAUAGAAAAUAAUGAUGAUGAUCAACUCUACUUUACAAAGAUAUUCGUGGACAAAAAUAAAAGAGAUGAGUUCAAGAUGAAACUUGACACCCAGGCAAAUAUUUUCCAAAACCUGAAUGGACAAUUAGGAUGUGGAAAUGGUAGCAGACAUGCUGGCACCUCUGAACAACACUGCAUGCAUGACAAGGCCCAACUGCCUGGGACCUUUAAACCAGGUGAUGUGUCCCUGAAAUUUGAAGAUGAUGAUGUAAAAAUUAUUAACACUGUGUACCAGUCAACUCCAGUGGUCAUACAUGGAAAUGGACCAUCAAAAAUCCAAUUGAAUUCUUUGGGGAACUAUCUUGCCAAAUCUUGGACACAAGCUAGUGGAUGCCUUGCUUGCCAAGAAGAUUUGAUUGACAUGAAAAAUUUGUCUGUGGAUGACUAUCCCCAUGUGUUGAUUGCAGUUUUUGUAGAAAAUCCAGUGCCAUUCUUGGAGGAAAUGUUGGCCAAGGUAACCAGCCUUAAUUACCCAAAGCACAGGAUCGAUUUACUUGUGCAUAAUCAGGCAGAGUUACAUGAGGAGCUUGUGAAGGCAUGGGUAGCACAACUAAAGUCAUCUGGCUACCGCUCAAUAAAAUUUAUAUCCGUUGAAGAUAACAUGAAAGAAUGGCAUGCACGAAACCUAGCAGUAGAGCUUUGCUUAAGAAACUCUUGUGAUGCUUUCUUCAGCAUAGAUGGUGAUGUUCACCUUGAUAAUCCAGACACCUUGUCUCUUCUCUUGAAAUAUAACAGACCUGUCCUUGCUGCUGUAGUGAUCCGUGAGGGCCAGGCUUGGUCCACCUUUUGGGGUGCAAUAAAUGCUGAGGGGUUCUAUGCUCGAUCCAUUGACUACAUGGAUAUUGUCCAGAACAAUAGAAGGUCAGUGAUUAUUUUGCUUACUCUCUUGGAAAACUAUUAUGUUGAAGCAGUUAAUAUACUGUACUGUACUGUAUUGAUAUAUUACACAAAACACUUUCAGGAUCUACAAUUAAUUCAAGAAUUUUUCAGACUAAACAGGAUGUUAUUUGUUUUUGUUUUUCUUUAAAAUAAUCAAUGUUUU